ACAGGAGAAGGCCGAGGUUGGCCGGACUGAGUGGUCUCGGUGACUGGACUAGCUUUGGAGGGGAGGUACCUGGUCUGGUGGACAUGGCGCCAGGCCGGGAUCAGGGCGGAGGGGCGGGUGGCGGUGGGGGAGGCGGCAAGGGCACCACGUCGUUGUUCAUCCUGUCGGAGGAUAACUGUAUCAGGAAGCAUACCCGCUUCAUAAUCGAGUGGCCGCCCUUCGAGUACGCCGUCCUGCUCACCAUCAUCGCCAAUUGCGUGGUCCUCGCCCUCGAGGAGCACCUGCCGAAGCAGGACAAAACCAUACUCGCGCAGAAGCUCGAGGCCACGGAAAUCUACUUCCUCGGGAUCUUCUGCGUCGAGGCGAGCCUCAAGAUCCUCGCCCUUGGCUUCGUCCUCCACCGUGGCUCCUAUCUGCGCAACAUCUGGAACAUCAUGGAUUUCUUCGUCGUGGUGACCGGGUUCAUCACGGCGUUCUCGCAAGGCAUAGAACUGGAUAUGGAUCUGCGCACGUUGCGUGCGAUACGCGUGUUGCGACCGCUCAAACUUGUCUCCGGCAUACCGAGUCUCCAGGUGGUGCUCAAGUCUAUUAUCAAGGCAAUGGCGCCGCUUCUGCAGAUCGGCCUGCUGGUACUCUUCGCCAUCGUGAUAUUCGCCAUCAUCGGCCUCGAAUUUUAUUCGGGAACCCUGCAUAAAACGUGUUACAGCAUCAGGGAUAUCAAUCAAAUCGUGAAGGAGGGCGAACAGGCCAGCCCGUGUAACACGGACAACAAAUCCGAGGCGCCAUUCGGGGCCCACGUGUGCAACCCGGACGUCUCGACGUGCAUGGAUCACUGGGAGGGACCAAACUACGGCAUCACCAGCUUCGACAACAUCGGAUUCGCCAUGCUCACUGUCUUCCAGUGCAUCACUAUGGAGGGCUGGACUUCCAUAUUGUACUGGACAAACGGCGCUCUUGGCAGCACGUACAACUGGAUUUACUUUAUACCAUUGAUCGUCCUUGGCUCAUUCUUCAUGCUGAACUUAGUUCUCGGUGUCCUGAGCGGAGAGUUUGCGAAGGAGAGAGAGAAGGUGGAGAACCGGCAGUCCUUCCUGAAAUUGCGAAGACAGCGGCAGCUCGAGCAUGAACUGUACUGUUAUCUGAAUUGGAUCUGCAAAGCAGAGGAGGUAAUACUCGCGGAAGAAAGGACCACGGAAGAGGAGAAGAAGCACAUAUUGGAAGGAAGAAAACGAGCCGAGGCGAAGAAGAAAAAGCUCGGCAAGAGCAAAAGCACGGACACGGAGGAAGACGAAGGCGAUGACAACCAGGAGGACGGGUUCUCUGGGUCCUCCUCGACGAAGGAAAAGGGACCCUGCAAGCAGUUCUGGCUGGCCGAGAGAAGAUUCAGGUACUGGAUACGAAAGUCUGUAAAGUCGCAAAAAUUCUACUGGUUCGUCAUCGUUCUCGUGUUCUUCAACACCGUCUGCGUAGCCGUGGAGCAUUACGGUCAACCGCAAUGGCUCACCGACUUCCUCUACUUCGCGGAGUUCGUGUUCCUGGCUCUGUUCAUGUUGGAGAUGUUCAUAAAGGUGUACGCGCUCGGUCCUCGCACAUACUUCGAAUCGAGCUUCAAUCGUUUCGACUGCGUGGUCAUCUCGGGAUCGAUCUUCGAAGUGAUCUGGUCCGAGGUGAAGUCCGGCUCUUUCGGCCUCUCCGUCCUACGUGCCCUUAGACUCCUGCGAAUUUUUAAGGUCACCAAAUACUGGAAGAGCCUGAGAAACCUCGUAAUAUCGCUGCUCAGCUCGAUGCGUAGCAUCAUCUCCCUGCUCUUCCUGCUCUUCCUCUUCAUUCUCAUAUUCGCGCUGCUCGGUAUGCAGCUGUUUGGCGGCCAGUUCAACUUCGAUUACGACACACCGGCCACCAACUUCAACACCUUUCCCAUCGCGCUGCUCACUGUCUUCCAAAUCCUGACCGGAGAAGAUUGGAACGAAGUGAUGUACCAGGGUAUAGAAUCGCAAGGCGGUCACAAGAAGGGCAUGAUCUACUCGCUCUACUUCAUCGUGUUGGUGCUGUUCGGCAACUACACUCUGCUGAACGUGUUCUUGGCUAUCGCCGUCGACAAUCUGGCAAACGCACAGGAGCUGAGCGCCGCCGAGGACGAGGAGCAAGAAGAGGACAAGCAUAAGCAGGCACAGGAGCUCGAGAAAGAGAUCCAAUCCUUGCAGAAUCCUAAAGACGGUGGCGCGCCCAAGGUAGAAAUCCGCCCUCCGAGUCCGAACCAGAAUUUCAAAGACGGAAAAGGUGGAAAACAGUCAUCCGAAGAAGAGAAAAAGCAGGAUGAAGACGAUGACACGGGACCAAAACCAAUGCUGCCAUACUCCUCCAUGUUUAUACUGUCCCCUACGAAUCCCGUAAGAAGAGCCGCCCAUUGGGUCGUCAACCUGAGGUAUUUCGACUUCUUCAUAAUGGUGGUGAUAUCGCUGUCGAGUAUCGCGUUGGCUGCCGAAGAUCCCGUAUGGGAGGACUCGCCGAGGAACGAGGUUCUGAAUUACUUCGAUUACGCGUUCACCGGUGUCUUCACCGUCGAGAUGAUACUAAAGAUCAUCGAUCUCGGGAUCAUCCUACACCCGGGCUCGUAUCUGCGCGAGUUUUGGAAUAUUAUGGACGCGGUGGUGGUGAUAUGCGCCGCGGUGUCGUUCGCCUUCGACAUGACCGGUAGUUCGGCUGGACAAAAUCUCUCGACGAUCAAGUCGUUGAGAGUGCUGCGUGUACUCAGGCCGUUGAAGACGAUCAAGAGAGUGCCGAAGCUGAAGGCGGUCUUCGACUGCGUGGUGAACAGUCUUAAAAAUGUCAUUAACAUUCUCAUAGUGUAUAUAUUGUUCCAAUUCAUAUUCGCUGUGAUCGCGGUGCAGCUGUUCAACGGCAAGUUUUUCCACUGCAGCGACGAGAGCAAAUAUACGGAACAGGAUUGCCAGGGUCAAUAUUUCGUUUUCGAAGAGGGCGCCCUGUUGCCAGAGACAAAGAAACGGGAAUGGCAGUCGCAGUUUUUUCACUACGACAACGUGAUGGCCGCGAUGCUGACGUUGUUCGCGGUGCAAACUGGCGAGGGCUGGCCACAGAUCUUGCAGAACUCGAUGGCGGCCACGUACGAGGACAAGGGCCCCAUUCAGAAUUUUCGUAUAGAGAUGUCCAUUUUCUACAUCGUCUACUUCAUCGUAUUUCCAUUCUUCUUCGUCAACAUCUUCGUGGCCUUGAUUAUCAUCACUUUCCAGGAGCAGGGGGAGGCCGAAUUGCAAGAUGGCGAAAUCGACAAAAAUCAGAAAUCUUGCAUAGACUUCACGAUACAAGCUCGCCCGCUGGAGAGGUACAUGCCGAAAGAGCGAAACAGUAUAAAGUACAAAAUCUGGAGAAUAGUGGUAUCGACGCCGUUCGAAUAUUUUAUCAUGGGUCUCAUCGUAUUAAACACAGUACUGCUCAUGAUGAAGUUCCAUCGGCAAAGCGACGCGUACAAGAACACGCUGAAGUACAUGAACAUGUGCUUCACGGGGAUGUUCACCGUCGAGUGCAUACUGAAGAUCGCCGCAUUCGGCGUCAGGAAUUUCUUCAAGGACGCCUGGAACACGUUCGACUUCAUCACGGUGAUCGGCAGCAUCGUGGAUGCCCUCGUGAUCGAGUUCGGGGAGCGGUUUUCGAGUAUGCCCAGUGGCGGCCAACUAGGCGAAAAAAAGGAGAACUUUAUCAACGUCGGUUUCCUGAGGCUGUUCCGUGCCGCCAGGCUGAUCAAACUGCUCAGGCAGGGCUACACUAUACGAAUUUUGCUCUGGACCUUUGUACAAUCCUUCAAAGCUCUGCCUUACGUUUGUCUUCUCAUAGCGAUGUUGUUUUUCAUCUACGCGAUCAUCGGUAUGCAGGUAUUCGGUAACAUCGCGCUGGAUGCUGAUAGUUCUAUUACCAAGCACAACAAUUUCCAAAGCUUCAUUCAAGGUCUGAUGUUGCUUUUUCGGUGCGCGACCGGCGAGGCAUGGCCGAACAUCAUGCUGUCCUGCGUAAAGGGACGUCCGUGCGACGAGAAGGCCGGGAAACAAGAGUUUGGUGGCUGUGGCUCGAACAUCGCGUACGCCUACUUCGUCUCGUUCAUCUUCUUCUGUUCGUUCCUCAUGCUGAAUCUCUUCGUCGCCGUCAUCAUGGACAACUUCGAUUAUCUGACGAGAGACUCGUCCAUCCUGGGCGCCCACCACCUGGACGAGUUCGUCCGGAUCUGGGCCGAGUACGACCCUAACGCGACGGGCAAGAUCCACUACAGCGAGAUGUACGACAUGCUCAAGAACAUGGAUCCACCGUUGGGGUUUGGUAACAAGUGUCCGAACAGGCUAGCCUACAAGAAGCUUAUCAGGAUGAACAUGCCGGUGGACGUCGACUUGAAGGUGAACUUCACCACCACGCUGUUCGCCCUGAUUCGCGAGAACCUCAACAUCAAAGUGAGAAGAGCCGUCGAGAGGAACCAAGCGAACGAGGAACUGAGAGACACGAUCAGAAGUAUUUGGCCUCUGCAGGCAAAAAAGAUGUUGGACCUUUUGAUACCUAGGAACGAAGAAUUAGGCAGAGGUAAGAUGACCGUUGGUAAGAUAUACGUCUGCCUUCUGAUACUCGAAAGUUGGAGGACGACUAGGUUUGGUCAGAUAGAAUCAACCGGACAGAACGAUAACGAUCUUAUCGAUAACGAUAAUGCCGGGCAAAGUCCUGCAGCCCAGGCGCCACCGACCUUCUUCAACUACGUUCUGGACGUGACGGCGGUAAAUCAUGCCGGAAAUAAUCACGAGGCCGGAAGUAGGGCGAACAGCCUCGAACACGUGGUACGGCCGACGCCGGAAGCGAAGCUCGAUCAGCACAAGGAGCACAGGGAGGAAGACGACGAGCAUAGACGUCAACAUAGCAUCAGAAAUAAAAAGGUGAACUGGAAGAUGUCCCACCAGUACGAUAUACUAGGCAGCAGCGGAGAGAGUAGCCAGGGAGGGGGUGGGUCUGGGGUUGUACCCGUAGUUAAUGAUGAGGAUCGCGCCCCCGAGCUAGAGCCAUUGCUGGCUGAGGUGCCCUCCCAGCAGGAUCAAAACUACUACUACCACCAUCACCAUCACGACCAAUACUACGAUACCGACAAUGAUCUAUACUAUGACCAUCACCACCACCACCACCACCAUCACCAUCACCAUCAUCAUCAUGCUCACCGACCACCCUCGUACUAUCAACACCAGAAUACCUACGCACCUCGCUCCUCGAUCCGUUACCACAAGAUGGAGCUUCAGGACGUGGUAGUUAGCGACUCGCGUGCCGGUAGUCUCGAGAGUCUCACCCACGCCGGCAAGAGACUUCAUCCACCAGUGCAACCGGUUAGACACCCAUCGCGUUCACCGAGUUUAAGGAGACACUCACCGGGCCGACCUGCCUACGAUCAUCACGGUCAUUAUUACCACGAAGGACCAGGAUUUAGCGACACGGUUAGCAACGUCGUCGAGAUUCAGAGACACACGCAUCAUCCCCAUCCGUCACAGUACAAUCAUCGGCACAGGAAACGAGACUAUUACGACCACUGCGACUAUUACGACGAUGGUCCGUGGAGCGCUUCGACCAGUCCGGCGAGGACACCGAGUCCCAUUCAUCACAUCGAUCAAGGACGCCAUUACGGGACGACCAGCUUGGAGCAACGAUCGAGGAGUCCCAGCCCGAUCGGUGGUCGGCAGCCUGCUCAUUCGCACCAGCAUUAUCAUCGACAUCAUCCCCAUCAGCACAGUUACCCGGUGUUGGUGACCAGACGGGGUCGCCGGCUGCCGCCAACGCCGAACAAACCUUCGACACUGCAGCUCAAACCGGCGAACAUCAAUUUCCCAAAGUUGAACGCUUCGCCGACACACGGGUCGCACGUUCACGUGCCGAUCCCUCCUGGCAUGCAGCAUCCGCCGCCAGCGCAGCAUCUGCCACCGAUGCAACCGAGCCACGGGCCCCUGAGCUUCGAGCAGGCAGUGGCGAUGGGUCGCGGCGGUCGUCUCUUGCCCAGUCCUGUACCCAAUGGCUACAAGCCGCAGCCGCAAGCUAAGCAGAGGACACCCAGGUCCAGACACUCUGACAGCGACGAAGACGACUGGUGCUAGCCAAAGUGGGACCCUGGACGGUGGUCCGGUGACGUGGACGCCCCCAGGCGUCUUAGGGUUUGCGCGUGAAUCUUCCACAUUGGGAAGCGCAUCAAUCUAACCGCGAACGCGGCAGCGGUGAAAACCGAUCGACUGGCUUGCAAUUUGGGAAUCACGACGGAUUGUCGAUUGUCCGUGUUCCGCGAGACGUCGCGAUCACGAUGCCAACGUGCGGACAGCUGACGACGGGCCUCGAAGGACGAGGACUCGGUGAGACCGGUACGCCUCGGAACGAGCGGGCAGUCGUGAUCAGCUGGACGGGGAAAAGGGUCAGGCUCGAUCGGGACGGAUCGGGCCACGUGUCACGAACAACGUACGGAAACACGGGGACAGGCAAAGGAUUCCAAAGAAAUGACGCGACUGGAACGAGAGCAACAUCGGAUGAUCGUUACAGGGACAACAAAGCAACGUACGUACUAACGGAGAAAUCGUCGCGGUGGUCACCAUCGAAGAGAGAGACUGUGUGUGCCACGAAAAACGACGAUCGUCGAUUUGAACGCGCAAAACGAGCAAAACGAGAAAAUGAAAAAAAAAAGAAAGAAGAAGAAAGAAACAAAAGGAUAACGAAAAGGGAGAAAGGAAGGAGGAUGAUACAGGAGAAAAGAAUACCUCGAUCACUGCGAAUUCGCGCGGUGAUCCUCUCGCGAAAAGUCCAAGUGUCGAAGGUUCAUAUACGUCGGUAUAUGCCAGACGCGCUUCGGAACUUUCUCAUAUUUUCUUUCGUCUCAAAACUUCGAAGCUUCCUUCGCUGUGCUUUUUAAUCGACGGACCGAGCCGAGGAGGAUCCACUUUUUAUACGAUGAUUAUACCACACACGGGGGAAAACGCUCUGAAACGGUACGAGCGUUCGCUUCGGAUCCCUCUCCGCACGAAUCUACCAAGUUUUUCACGACCGUAUUUGAACAGUUGCGCUUACGCGACGCCCUCUCACAGGAACUGGUCGGCGACGCGAACGCGCCACCAUCCACGUUUGCCAACGAAACGUCUCUCUUCUUGAUUUCUUUGUCAGCCGCGGCAGCAGCUCGAGCGAGUCGUCAGGGAGGUUCUCGAUGCGAACGG
Messenger RNA from Eufriesea mexicana, 7223 nucleotides. It is a transcript of the gene cac, whose product is annotated as calcium voltage-gated channel subunit cacophony. NCBI's taxonomy places the organism in Eukaryota, Metazoa, Arthropoda, Insecta, Hymenoptera, Apidae. The record is from RefSeq and is a predicted model, not a curated record. Gene Ontology annotation, molecular function: high voltage-gated calcium channel activity; calcium ion binding. Gene Ontology annotation, biological process: chemical synaptic transmission; calcium ion import across plasma membrane. Gene Ontology annotation, cellular component: membrane; voltage-gated calcium channel complex. The coding region runs from base 84 to 6125 and encodes 2013 amino acids. The transcript has 33 exons.